Messenger RNA from Dicentrarchus labrax (European seabass), 1691 nucleotides. Its product is annotated as leucine-rich repeat-containing protein 30-like. The transcript is spliced from 9 exons. The record is from RefSeq and is a predicted model, not a curated record. Lineage: Eukaryota; Metazoa; Chordata; Actinopteri; Moronidae. Gene Ontology annotation, molecular function: protein binding. The coding region runs from base 614 to 1480 and encodes 288 amino acids.
UCUCUGUGAACACAAACUCAAUCGUUGCCUCUCUCCUGCACUAACAGUGAGUCAAUCAGUUACACAUUAAAUUAAUUAAUAAACUGAUCAGUCAGGAAACAGGUCAGGUGACUCAACAACAUCCAUGUUUAUGAGGAUUUUUACUUGGACGGGGACAUGUCAGCAACUCUACAACUCAAUAAAGACAUUUUAUGAGAUUUCCAACAGGCCAGAAAAACCUUCCUUUUAAGAAGUAGAAACCUCAGACAGACCCCGGCUCUAGGAGUUCACCUGAAUCAAAGAUAACAAACUCAGAGUGUGGACACCUGGAAAACAUCUGGAGAACAUCUGAACAAUAGAAUCUGUCUGUAGAACAACAUCUGGACAGACGAUUAGCAUGUGGAACGUAGAUCUGGGCAUCCAAACAAUAAAAUAAUGUCUGGAUAUCAGAAUCGCAUCAGACAGUAGAAUUGAGACAGUUGCAUUACUUUGGUCAUCUGUUCUUGAUUUGGAGCAACAAAGAAACUGGAAGAAGAGGAGGAGAGGGCAACUGAGGAGGGUCUGCUGGGAGGAGGAGGAGUAGGAGGAGGAGGAAGAACACAGGAGACACAGGAGGCAGCAGAAGGAGGAAGGGAUGGGAGGAACAGUGUGUAAGGAGGAAGUGAAUGAGGAAAAGAAAAGGAGCGUAGGGAGGGAGGACAGUCUGACGUCAGCAGACAGAAUCCGUCGGUUCACCGUCAAACAGUUUGGAUAUAAUGUUCUGAGUCUGGCUCGCCGAGGACUUAAGGAGGUCCCAGAUGAAUUGUGGGAGCUUUUGGAGUUGGAGAAGCUGAAUUUGUCUCUCAACAGUCUGAAGGUUCUUCCUCCUCAGCUGGCUCUGCUCUCCAACCUCGUAGUCCUCAACCUGUGGGGCAACCAACUCAGCAGCCUGCCAGCAGAGAUUGGACAGCUGAGGAGACUCCGAGUUUUAUUUGCCUACAGAAACAGACUGACUGAAGUUCCCGAAGAGCUGGGAGCCUGUACACAACUGGAGGUGCUCAGUUUGGCCAACAACCAGCUGUCCUUGCUGCCUGCCUCUCUUUCCAAUCUGACCCGACUGAGGAAACUCAACCUCAGUCACAACCACAUCGCUCAUAUCCCUGGCUGUGUUUACAACAUGAAGACUCUGGUGUUCCUCCAUCUGGCCUAUAACCGUCUGGAGAACCUGGCAGAGAAUAUCCAGGCUCUGGUGGAGCUUAAGAUCCUCAUUGUGGAGGGAAACAGCCUCCACUCUCUGCCUAAGGCCCUCUGCUACCUCACCAGGUUGGAGUUACUGAAUCUGGACUUUAAUGACAUUAAGGACGUCCCACAGGAGAUGCACCAGUUGUCUCGACUGGAGAAGUUGGCCUGUCAUCCUCUAGAUAAAGGACUCCACAUCGUCCACAACCCGCUGCUCAAGCCUGUAAAGGAAGUGCUGGAGGGGGGGCUCACUGCCCUCUUCAACUACCUGAGAGCUGUGUAGAGUUGUGGGCGGGGCUUGUAAACUACCUGAGAGCUGUAUAGAGGUGUGGGCGGGGCUUGUGAACUACCUGAGAGCUGUGUAGACGUGUGGGCGGGGCUUGUAAACUACUUGAGAUCUGUUUCUGCAUGUUUUCCAGAGACUUUUUAUUUUAUUUAUAGUUAUUGUCCUAAAUAAAUGCUUGAAUAAAACAAGGAAUUUCUUUCUUGAAGAC